Pseudo-nitzschia multistriata is the source of this 3336-nucleotide messenger RNA. The record is from the annotation of a GenBank genome assembly. Lineage: Eukaryota; Bacillariophyta; Bacillariophyceae; Bacillariales; Bacillariaceae.
GCUCGAAAAUACUACGUUAAGAAUUGUAUCUUCCGCAGACGACGAGCAAGCGAUUUCCUGUUCUGUUGUACUUCCUGGAUUUCGAAAGAUUUUCCACGUGUGAAAAAAGUGAAAAAAGGAGGAAACACGGGCUUCACCCGUGCCUCCACAAAAUCUUCCCCUCACAAACGACACAUGGAAUUUUCUACGGGUGCGAACAUGGGAGCCCCGAGAGUCGAUUACUUUCACCAAUUCAAUUGAGUUGACCAAGUUACUACGAGUCCAUCAUCUCGAUCUCAGAUAGCGAGAAAAGGUGUUUCAAUUCAGUUUCGUCAUAUCUUUCCCAAGCACCUUCUGGUGAUCGGAAGGAAAUUGAUAGAUGUUUGAGUCGCGCAACGACAUAUUCUUGGAAAACUUGAAUUCUUUUCGUUUUAAAAUAGUUGUUCUAAUAUAUUAGUAGUAGCUACAUCACUUGAGGAAGUAUUACACGAUACCUCAAAACCCACAGCAAUAUGCCUGCAGACUAUUUCGGAAAUCGAAUGAAUGUACACGGUUAUUCAUUCAACCAACUUAGAAGACACCCUGACCAUCUCCGAAAGGAGAGAUGUGUCCAGCGGAGUAUUGCUCGAACAUAGUUUGUCCAGUGAGUUGUUCAGCAACCAUGUUUCCSAAGAUACCCAUCAUAGCGGCACGGCCGUUGUUCAAUUCAACAUUAAGCUUGCGGGCCUUUUCUUCAGGGUCUUCGAUGUCACGUCCGAACCAUCCUACUCCGUAGUCUCCGUCGUAUUGGGAAGCAGGCAUCCAUGCAAGUUCAAUAAGAGCAACGAAGAGGAAGAUCUGGGCAAGUCCAGCCGAAGGAACGGCGGCAAUUCCGGCCAUACCGGUAGGAAUAUCGGAGAACUUCAAGUCGUUCGAGGGGGAAAUGUAUCCGUCGAAGACGAUGUGGUUGUUGUGGACGAUGGUUCCAACAACGGCAGCCAUGGCAAUGCGACCGUGCUUUCGCUCGACGGCACGACGACGUUCGAAGGCCUCAGGCUCAGUGUCCAACCAUCCAAGAGGAUCGAAAACUCCGAGGGGCUCGGUAACACCAAGCUCAAGCUCACUGACCUGAAGGGCAGAGGAGGUCUUGGCCUGUUGGGCAGGGGCAAAGGCGGCCGCGGUGGCGAUGAGGGAGGCAAAGAUGGCAGACUUCAUUGUGAUGSUGUAUUUUGUUGAUUUAUGAUGCUAGUGUGUUAGCCAAGGAAAAUCGAGAUGCACAACCAUCCAGCCCGCACUAAAGUUCCAUGAUAUCGCAACGUAUUACGAAGUAAUUUUCACAGAAAACCUUGGCGGAAGAUACUUCAACUUUAACGAGCUUUGUUGUGCGGAAGAUAGUGAAGAUUGGUCUGUUAUGCGACCGGAAAUUAUUUUAACACACGUCGUUGAGCUGGGUCCAUUGUGGAAUGAAACUAUUCGUGAUUGAUACAAAAAAGGGUGAAGAGAAAAAUGAUAACCAGUUUCUCUUCCCCCCCCUCGUAGGUUUUACAGUAGAGUUUUUAGUCAUACCGUACUUCCUAAAUACUUGCGCGCGUGCACAACAACAAGAAGCCCAAUACUAUUCCAAAUGUUUUGAAAGCAAGUAUCGGUGUCGGUAGGUAUUACGUACGUACGAGUUCUACUACAUACCGUACCGUAGUAAUCAAGGUCGGGGUUGCGACUUUUUUCGAAACAAAUUUUUGAAUAAGUUUAUCACGAAGGGCCCAGAACAAGUAAGACCCAUCAUCUAAGUAAUCGUGCUGAAUAAUGCCGUAGAAGACUGGUACUGUAAUAUUGUAGUCGCCGUCACGUUCAACUCAAAUCGAUCUGUUGCGUGUCUUCCAAAAGUGGUUUUCGGUUCCGUCAGGUCACAGCUUUGUCGUCAACACACUGCAUCAUAGAUCGAUUUUAAUUGGAUCGAAAGUGCCUCUGUCUAUUGCAACCAUACAAGAAGAAAGUGAGUUCACCGCUUGAGUUCAAAAGCACCCAAAAGUGUUAGCUUCCUUUCCAAUUCAUUCAUAGAAGUAUUCUGAACCGGAGCGGACUGGCUCUUUCUGGUCCUUAACUCUGACCUUUCUCUUCCCGUAUUUUUCAUUUACUCGAACCUUCAUUACCGCGAUCCAUGUGCAGUGGCGGAAUCGGCUGAUAUCAAAAGCAAUAUUUCACGUUCGGAGUCAGAAUUGUCGGAAUAUGCAGUACGUUUUUAUCAUGUGAUUCGUCUUGCCUAUCGUUCCAAAGGAUGCGAUGACACCACGCUCCUAUUUUUUAGCUCUUAAAACGCCAAUCGUUCCCGUUUUCUCCAUCAUCCUGGUAUCCAAUACCACUCCACUUGACCAAUCAUGCCCAUUCUAUGGCUGAAAUAUUUCCCAAAACGCAACAACCGCAUUAACGAACAAACCGAUUGGAAUGAAUGACCAGACGCGGUUAGACGAAGAAUGCGCCCAGCUUUUGGUGGACAUUCGUCGCAUUGGAAUUGUAGGAGAGCCGCACACAACCUUUGGGGAACUUUUUGACGACGACGAUGUUUCGAAUUAUUAUGAGGCACUGGUAGGUACACUGAAGGCAGCCAAAAAACGAAAUAUGAUCACCUUCAAGGGGCAGCUCUUGUUGAAAGGCGUAAGCGACAAAGUCAAAAUCAGCAUCAUCGAGGGGUAACAAAACGAAUAAAGUCUGCCAUGGCAUCGAAUGGGAUGUUUAAUCCAGAAGGAAAGAAAUCAUUAUAAAAGACCAAAACAAUCUGCAAAAAGGUGAAGGAACCGAUCAAGAAGGCGAAUGGGAGAGAUUUAAAGUGGGAGAGAGAAGGCAAAGCAAUGACUGAACCUGGAAUACCAUUUGGAAUGCGUAUAGUUCUCUCAAGCAAUACGGAUUAUCGAUAUAUCUUUGGGUGCCUACCUGCUCUUAUUCAUCAUCGUUUUGCUCUUGACCUAUCAUCUCGCAUCAAGUAUCUCUUUGCUCUGCUACUCUUGCAGAGUCAAGAUAUUCUUUAGAUGCUUUCUUGGCACCAGAGGAUUAAUAGAUAAAAUAUCCUCUACUUAUCGAUCGCACAAUCUUAGAUAGAACCGUAUCAUCCUUGCCAAGGCAACUACGAAACUGGUCAGAGAAAAACACGGCGUGUGACAACAGAAAAACAAAACUUCAAUCUCCACUAGCAGAACGAAGCAUUAAUAGAACAGAGGAGGCAGUAUGCCUUACCUCUCGCGAUCAUGAGUACUUAAAUGUUCUUCUCAUGCCCUCGGAACAUUAUAUUAAUCUACUUCGUUGAGCGAGCAUCGUUGUAUUGACUUCAUGUUCYUGAGGUCUCUCCGAUCUGAAAUAUCUGAUGAAUAGAAGUAGAUUAGAAGU